Molecule: messenger RNA, 2014 nt
Organism: Cololabis saira (Pacific saury)
Lineage: Eukaryota; Metazoa; Chordata; Actinopteri; Beloniformes; Belonidae
Product: trafficking regulator of GLUT4 1-like
Exons: 3
Coding region: 449-1009 (186 amino acids)
Cellular component (GO): membrane
Source: RefSeq, a predicted model, not a curated record
UGCGUAAAUGGAAAGCUUUUACGCGCCACACGUUCACUCCAAAAAAAGAGGUUUAAAUGCAGUUCUGUGCCUGUCCCACGCCUGGCUCGGUGCUUAAGUAAGCCCCCCGGCAACUGGGGAUGUGCUGUGGAGAUGCAGGGAUGCGCUAAUACCUCUCUACAACACGAUACGUUGGUGGUGGGAGGUGGGGGUUAAAAGCAAGGCGUGCGUCCGGACGCUCGCCACCAGCUGAAGACAACACACACAAUUAUAUCUCCCUCAUCAAUAACAACAUUUAGAGUCCGGAUUCUUAAUUAAAUAAGGUUCUUCAACUGUUUUGCGUUUUAUGAAUUUAUAACAUCUAAUCUGAUGACCCCCCAAUGGACAAAAUCUAAGGGAAGACUCUCCAGCAUCCCCGUCUUCAGCACAAACAAUAGGACUUGGACAUCAUUCUUCUCACAUUUCAAAGAUGGCUAUCAACACUGAUGCUGCCUUUGGGAAAAGCGGACUUGGGGAGAGGGAAGUGUCCAACCCCAGCGACUUCCAGGACACGGAGAAGCUGCUGAGCUCCGGCGGCGGGGGCAGCGCCGGCACCGAGCCGAGCGGCCAGAGCAACAACCUGAAGCCCUGCGACUCCUUCUCGCUGACGCUGCGCGGCAGCGUGCGCUCCCUGGACGCGGACCUGAACGGCCACCGCUCCCCGCUCAAGUCCGGCUCCGUGGGCCAGCUGGCCACCCCGCCCCGGUCCUCGUCCCGGGUCAGCCUGGGCCAGCUGCCGUCCCCGGUGCCGCGCGGCUCCGCGCCCCCCAGCUACCUGUGGCUGGCCGUGCUGUCCUGCUUCUGCCCGGCCGCGCCGCUCAACAUGUGCGCGCUCUGGUACGCCAACGUGUCGAGGACUGUUCUCCACACUGGAGAUAUUGAUGGAGCAAAGAAAUACGGCCGUCUCUCUAUGAUGCUUAGUGUUCUGGCAAUGUUGCUGGGUGUGGCUGUGAUCAUCUUCAUAGUGUUCACAUUAGAGACCGCAAAGUGAAGUGUGGGAUGGAGAGAGUCUCCUUUAACUUCAUCGGAUCUGGAAUUUGCACAGAAGAAAAGAGGAUGGUGUCAUUUUGAAGAUGAAAAAGCACAAAUAUGAGUCGAAAACUGGCUGAAGAGACUCCAAUGAACAACUUCUUUUUUUCCUGCAAUGUACUUAAAAAAAAGAAAAAGAAAAAAGGAAUGAAAGUACAAAUCAUUUAUCUUUUUUUUAUCUUUAUGUCCACUAACCUCCACAAACUCAGGAAUCAAGAGAAAAGGAAGGAUGCUCCCAGUUACCGUGUGGGACUGUCGGGUUAAGACAGUUUGUGGAAAAAGAGCAAACGGCUCACAGAUCAAGUCACACGUAAUGAGUUCACCAAGUGAAUCCCUCAAACAACCACUGAAAAGAAAGCUCUUAAUUCUGAAUUUAAAAUAACAAUCAUUGUUAAAAAAGAAACAACUGUAUGAUGUGUAAGACACACCAGAGUCCUCCAGCCUGCAACGCCCCCGCCGCCUGUUUCUCCUGAUAUUUGCAGUGAAGACCUUCCCUUGUUUCACACUGGACUUCCACGGCUAUGAGAAGAUGUAUACGCUCUUUUCAUACACUGUUUACACGACGUUUAACACAUAUUUAUUACAACAAUGCCUUUCUGCAGUCAUUGUGUCGUAUCCUGCUUCGCGCGCUAACAUGAUAAACUGUACUGAUUCCUCUUUGGACUCCAAACCUUGUUAUGUUUACAAUAUACUGCAACUGAUGAAGGGGGCUGUUCCCCGUGUAUGCACUGAUCUUGCCACUCCGAUGUUCAUGUUUAUACAUUUAUACUGUAUGACUGGUUUAUUGUGCCAUAGUUCUGCAUGUCUGAAAUAAACUUGAAUGAGCAUGACCUGCUUGGAAGUGAGCUCGACGCCUCCAUUAGGAAAGGAUAACAUCACCGGAGCGCAAUGUGAGGGAAAUAGUUCCUCCACAACAUACCAAAUACACAAAUUAAACCCUUUUAUUCUUUUAACUGUGAUUUUUCAG